This is a messenger RNA of Cotesia glomerata, 1866 nucleotides long. RefSeq names its product dihydrolipoyllysine-residue acetyltransferase component of pyruvate dehydrogenase complex, mitochondrial (gene muc). Bases 393 to 1838 code for a protein of 481 amino acids. The record is from RefSeq and is a predicted model, not a curated record. The transcript is spliced from 6 exons. Gene Ontology annotation, cellular component: pyruvate dehydrogenase complex. Gene Ontology annotation, molecular function: dihydrolipoyllysine-residue acetyltransferase activity. Gene Ontology annotation, biological process: pyruvate decarboxylation to acetyl-CoA. NCBI's taxonomy places the organism in Eukaryota, Metazoa, Arthropoda, Insecta, Hymenoptera, Braconidae.
UCGUAACCCCAUCACACACAAGUAGUAGACACACAAGUAGUAGACACAUAAGUGUCUUGGGUACGUUUGGAUUUUUUUAAUCAGUAAAAAAAAUUAACGGAGUUGUAAAUAUUGUAUAAGAUAUAACACCUAUUGAGCGUAUCAAUAUCAUCAUUAAUAAAUAGUGAUAAUCGUUCGAUUAUCACGUGACCUUGUGGACGACCUCUGACUUCAAAUUGUCCCAACGUGUAGUUGAUUGUUAAUCACAAUCAUCACCAAAUAAUUGUCUCAAUUAAUAUAAAUCUUACACUUAAUAUUAAACAGUGGGGUUUUGUGAUAAUUUACAAUAAAUUUUAUUUAAAAACACUGAGAUAAUAAAUUAAAGAAAAUAAAAUUUGAAAAACGACUUUAAAAUGUUGCUACGAACGACUGCUCAACUCCGUAAUGAUUUGGCUCGUGUCACCCUACGUAAUUCUAUUCGUACAAAUGUCGUCAGAUGUUUAACCACACGAUGUCUUCACAGAAGAUCACUCCAAAGGUAUCAAGGAUCAGGUGGAAAAUUUUCAGUUGAACCAUGGAGACAACAAUUUAGGUACUAUGCUGAUUAUCCAGAUCAUAUUAAAGUAGCUCUGCCUGCAUUAUCACCAACUAUGGAAACAGGAACUAUUAUUAGUUGGCAAAAAAAAGAAGGUGACAAAUUAAACGAGGGUGAUCUGUUAGCUGAAAUAGAAACCGACAAAGCAACCAUGGGCUUUGAGACACCAGAAGAAGGUUAUUUAGCAAAAAUAAUCCAACCCGCAGGAGCUAAAAACAUUGGAAUCGGUUCCCUUGUGUGUAUAAUUGUGUCUGACGAGGGAAGUGUAGCAGCAUUUAAAGAUUUCAAAGAUGACGGAUCAGCAGCUCCAGCUCCUAAGGCUGCUCCUGCAGCUGCAGCACCUCCUCCACCUCCACCACCAAAAGCUACUCCUAAAGCAGCCGCACCACCACCUCCGUCAAUUCCUACUACUGCUGGAGACAGAGUUUUUGCGAGUCCUUUGGCUAAGAGGUUAGCUGCCGAACAAGGAUUGAGUUUCCAGGGAUUGAGAGGCACAGGAUUGUUCGGGUCAAUAACAGCUAAAGAUUUAGGAGGAGCAGGGCCUGCAAUGUCUGCUGGUACAGCUCACGCCGGUGGUAUGGACAUUCCAGUAUCGAAUGUCCGAGGUGUAAUUGCCAAGCGUUUACUCGAAAGUAAACAGACAAUUCCUCAUUAUUACCUGACAAUCGACGUGAAGAUGGACGCAGCUUUAAAAAUGCGCGAACAAUUCAAUCGUAUGAUGGAAAAAGAAAAUGUCAGGGUUAGCGUUAAUGAUAUUAUUAUCAAAGCUAUGGCUAUGGCGUGUAAAAAAGUACCAGAAGGUAACAGUGCUUGGCUUGGAAAUGUUAUCCGACAAUACGACAAUGUAGACGUAAGUGUAGCUGUGAGUACAGAAUCAGGCUUAAUAACUCCAAUAGUAUUUGGUGCUGAUUGGAAAGGUAUAGCGCAAAUAAGUAAAGAUGUUAAAGCUCUUGCUGCCAAAGCGAGAGAAGGUAAACUCCAGCCACAAGAAUUUCAAGGUGGUACGAUAACAGUGUCUAAUUUAGGAAUGUUUGGUAUUAAACAAUUUUCGGCGAUUGUUAAUCCACCGCAGUCGAUUAUUCUCGCAAUAGGAACCACUGAAAACAGACUUAUACCUGCUGACAAUGAAAGAGGCUACAACUCUGCGCAAUUUAUGUCAGUAACUGCAAGUUGUGAUCACAGAACAGUCGACGGUGCUGUUGGUGCCCAAUGGCUCUCAGCGUUCAGAAGUCUCAUGGAAAACCCAAUGACCAUGUUAUUGUAAUAGCCAUAAUGAUUAAUGAUAAUUAAAA